Messenger RNA from Phacochoerus africanus (Common warthog), 2773 nucleotides. It is a transcript of the gene PMM2, whose product is annotated as phosphomannomutase 2. Gene Ontology annotation, cellular component: cytosol. The record is from RefSeq and is a predicted model, not a curated record. Gene Ontology annotation, biological process: mannose metabolic process; GDP-mannose biosynthetic process; protein N-linked glycosylation. Lineage: Eukaryota; Metazoa; Chordata; Mammalia; Artiodactyla; Suidae. Gene Ontology annotation, molecular function: phosphomannomutase activity. Bases 96 to 836 code for a protein of 246 amino acids. The transcript is spliced from 8 exons.
CGGCGUGCCCUGCGGCACGGGGGCCGGACCCGGAAGUUCCGGGCCGGGUGCCAGGUGCCAGUAAGUCGUGUAAGGUUUACGUGGAAACUGGGGUCAUGGCUGCUCCCGGCCCAGCGCUCUGCCUCUUCGACGUGGACGGGACUCUGACUGCUCCCAGGCAGAAAAUUACCGAAGACAUGGAUUGCUUUCUACAAGAACUGAGGCAGAAGAUCAAAAUUGGCGUCGUGGGCGGGUCGGACUUUGAGAAAGUACAAGAGCAACUGGGAAACGACGUGGUUGAAAAAUACGAUUACGUGUUUCCAGAAAAUGGCUUGGUAGCAUACAAAGAUGGGAAACUCGUGUCUAAACAGAAUAUUCAAGGUCACCUGGGUGAGGCCCUGAUUCAAGAUUUAAUCAACUACUGUCUGAGCUACAUUGCGAAAAUUAAGCUCCCGAAGAAGAGGGGUACCUUCAUUGAAUUCCGAAACGGGAUGUUGAACGUGUCUCCCAUCGGAAGGAGCUGCAGCCAAGAAGAACGCAUUGAGUUCUAUGAACUUGACAAAAAAGAAAAUAUCAGACAAAAAUUCGUGGAGGAUCUGCGGCAAGAGUUUGCAGGGAAAGGCCUCACAUUUUCCAUAGGAGGCCAGAUCAGCUUUGAUGUCUUCCCCGACGGCUGGGACAAGAGGUACUGCCUGGGGCACGUGGAGAAGGACGGCUAUAAGACCAUUUAUUUCUUUGGAGACAAAACCAUGCCCGGCGGGAACGACCACGAGAUCUUCGAGGACCCCCGGACCGUGGGCUACACCGUGACGGCGCCCGAGGACACCCGCAGGAUCUGCCAGGAGCUCUUCUGCUGACCGUGCCUCUCCCCGGGGAAGGCGGAGGGGACAGGGGGCAUACUGGCAGUGGGGCACCCCCCGCCGCCGGCCUGCAAGCCCUCACUGCAGCCCCGGCUCUUCCUGAGCAGGAGGGAGAAGGGAAGCCUUGUCUAAACUCAAAAUAGAUUAAAGACUGAAGUGUGAGACCUGCAGCCACGUAACUCCUGGGAGAAAGGCGCGGUGGCACCGUCUCUGACAUCCCCUGAGCAAUGACCUCUCUGGACCUGUCUCCUGCGGCACGGGGAACAAAGGCCAGAAUAAACAAGUGGGACUGCAUCCAACUGAAACUCUUCUGCACAGCAAAGGAAACCGUCAACAAAAUGGAAAGGCGACGUGCUGAAUGGGAGAAGGUACGGGCAGGUCCUAAAGCCGACAAGGAGUUCGUAUCCGCAAAAGACAGAGGAUGCAGACAACCCACUAUCAGAAAAAGCAGCCCAAUUAAAAGAUGGGCACAGGACCUCACAGGUACUUCUCCAAGGAAGACGUACACAUGGCCGGCAGGUAGACAGCGGCCUCAGGGAAGCGAACGUCAGAACCACGGCAAGGGAGCGCCUCGCACCUGUCCGAACAGCAGUCGCCACCAAGACGUCCAGCGACAAGAACUGGCGACGCUGUGGGGCAGCCUCUGCCUCCACCGCUGAGGCGAAGCGAGCCCAGUACCGCCACUGCAGACCCCGCGUGGAGGUUCUUCAGAACAGUGGGCAUGAAACCACGGUACAGUCCAGGAAGAAGGAAAAAUGCUUGUCAGGAGGGGUUCACGGGACCACCUCCACCAAGGAGUGUUUUGUGCCGCCCAGCCCAGCCCUGGUCGGGGCACUCCGUCUACCCGGGGCGCGUGGUUUGCCAUCAUCCUACUGCAGACAGAACACCGGGGCCCUCCCUGCUCCUGGGUCUUGCGGAAAAUGUAACCAUAUCCCCAACGGGACUCCUGGCAUCGGCCAGAAAGGGGGCUUUGGUGAUGAGAAAGGACAGGACGCUUCACGACCUCCAACCCCAGGGCAGACGGUUCAAAACUUGUGGAAGUGAAGGAGUGCGGUGUGGUCAUCAGACGGACUCAGCCGAAUGACCGUGCCGCCUGCGCGUGGCGGCAGCUGGCCGAGUGACCACCGCCCCAAGGACUUUGCACCCCACGGGCCCAGGAUGCAGGGGAGCUCUAUGUCCACCACACUGUGAAGAGCCCCAAGGGGUGGGUGGUAAGGGAUCCAGCGUUCCUCCCCUGCCCAAGCCCGGGGACGCACUGGGGGCAGCACACUACACCCCAGCAGCAGUUCCCAGGGCUGUUUGCCCUCCUUCUCAGGGAUCAGGAAAGGGCCUGAACUCUUCACAGACCAGGGGCUGCGGUUUCUCUGCUGAUCUCUGAGCAUAUCCACCCAGGCCUCCCUCACCCAGCCUUUGACCUGAGGGCUGGAAGCAGCCGGGUUGGACCUGCAGCUCUCCCUCUGCCCCCCGUGCGGUCCUCACGAAAGUGGAAGGCAGCCCAGGCCCUGGUCCAGAGCAGAGCUUUCCAAGAAAACGGUUCACAUGUCACUUCUCAGCAUCUGGAAACGUCAGGACCCACAGUCCUGCCACAGGCUGGUGCUGGGCCUCUGCUGGGGGCUAGUGGACCCGAAACCCAAUGGGGGGGGGCCUCUGAUUACCCCAACCCCUUCAUCAUGGAGGAGCCUGUUCCCCACUCCUCCCCUGGCCCUGCCGGGCAUCCCUCAGGAUCAGCGCAGGUGACAGCAAGAAGCAGGCUGUGAGGUCAGCCCCCGCGCCCUCCUCCCACCCCCCAACCACACACAGGGGAGAGGUUUCCCAGUGGUUCCCAGGACCCCCAUCCAGUGGCGUCUUUUCCUGGUUGAAUUUUACAAAUGAUACUGUAAUGACCUUCCAAGAUGACAAGAAGCAAAUUAAAGUGAUUCUGAGGUUUCCUGUUC